Messenger RNA from Myotis brandtii (Brandt's bat), 3000 nucleotides. RefSeq names its product zinc finger, MIZ-type containing 2 (gene ZMIZ2). NCBI's taxonomy places the organism in Eukaryota, Metazoa, Chordata, Mammalia, Chiroptera, Vespertilionidae. Gene Ontology annotation, molecular function: zinc ion binding; SUMO ligase activity. The record is from RefSeq and is a predicted model, not a curated record. Gene Ontology annotation, biological process: protein sumoylation; regulation of transcription by RNA polymerase II.
UGGGCUUGGGGGGUUGGCUGCCCUGACCCCCUGAGUGGCCCUGGUAUUCCAGUCUGACCUGCCUGCCCUCCAUCAUGCGCUGGGUGCUGGGGGGCUGCCUCCGCUUUGUUCCCAGACCCCAAGCCCUGCACCCUGAACCUUGUCCCCUGACCCCGACUGCUCCCAGGGUCUCCCAGCUGCCUCUCCACUGAUGUGCUUCCCUCCGUCCCAGCAGCCAGAGCAGCUGAGUCCCACGUCAGCACCAGGGAGGGCUGCUUUCUGCCACCCACAGACCUGGCCUUGAGGCUGCUCCCAAGCCAAUGAACCCCAUGAACCCCAUGAAACCUGCCCUGCCCUCCGCGCCACACAGUGAUGGUCCCUUCGCUUAUGAGGCGGUGCCCUGGCAGCAGAGCGCCGCUCAGCCCGCAGGAUCGCUGUCCGUGGUCACGACCGUGUGGGGAGUGGGCAACGCGGCACAGAGCCAGGUUUUGGGGAGCCCCAUGGGUCCUGCAGGGAGCCCCCCUGGCAGCUCCAUGAUGCCGGGCAUGGCCGGUGGCAGCUCGGCGCUGAGCUCCCCACAGUGCCUGGCACAGCCCGGGUGAGCAGGACCCCGGGAAGGGGACGUAGGUCUGUGUGGCCCAAGGGUGGGAGGGCCGUCGGUGGGAGGCCCUUCUGAGCCACCAGUCUCUUGCAGGUAUGCUGGGGGCGCUGGGGGCCUGGGCCUCCCCUCCCAUGCCACCCGGCCCUCCACAGACUUCACUCAAGCAGCAGCAGCUGCUGCCAUGGCUGCUGCCGCCGCCACCGCCACCGCCACGGCCACAGCCACGGUGGCCGCCCUUCAGGAGAAGCAGAGCCAGGAGCUGAGCCAGUACGGAGCGAUGGGGACCGGACAGUCUUUUAACAGCCAGUUCCUGCAGCACGGAGGCCCCCGGGGGCCCAGCGUUCCCAGCAGCAUGAACCCCGCCAGCGUGGGAGGGCUGAUGGGCCCCUCUGGCAUGAGCCCCCUGGGCAUGACCCCCACCCGGGCGGUGGGCAUGGCGCCCCUGUAUGCAGGGCAGCGCCUGCCCCAGCACGGGUACCCGGGGGCUCUCCAGGCCCAGCCGCUGCCCCGACAAGGAGUCAAGAGAGCCUACUCCAGUGAGGUGUAUCCAGGGCAGCAGUACCUGCCGGGAGGCCAGUACUCACCCAGCACCACCCAGUAUGCCCCAGGGCAGCCCCCUGCCCCCUCUUCCUUCCCUGGCCACAGGCUGCCCCUGCCCACCUCCGGCCCCCCAGGACUGCACUACAAGCCCACAGAGCAGUUCAACGGGCAAGGCGCCAGCUUCAGCGCAGGGAGCAUCGGCUACGGCCAGCCGGGCCUGAGUGGGCCCACCCGUUCCGUCCCUGGCUACCCCAGCUCCCCACUGCCAGGGAGCCCCACGCCACCCAUGACCCCCGGCAGCAGCGUCCCCUACCUGUCCACCAGCCAGGACGUGAAGUCCCCCUUCCUGCCUGACCUCAAGCCCAGCGUGAGCUCCUUGCACCCGUCACCCCCUGGUGAGUGUCGCCUGGUCCGGGGACAGGGAGGGACAGGGCCCCUGCAGGUCGCCCCUCCUGGCUCAGAGCCCUGUGGUUGGUUUCCUAUAGCCCUGCUGGGUUUCAUGCGAUACGGUCUGCAUGACACAUGGGGCUGCAUUGAGUUCGGGAGGCGUGGCCUGGCGAGGUGUCGUGGAGGCCACGGGCAGCCCCCUGGCAGAGCCGCCCUGAGCCCCGCGUCACCCCGCCCCACCCCCAGGUCUGACCUGGAGCUGCAGUUCAAGUGCUACCACCACGAGGACCGGCAGAUGAACACCAACUGGCCGGCCUCGGUGCAGGUCAGCGUCAACGCCACGCCGCUCACCAUCGAACGCGGCGACAACAAGACCUCCCACAAGCCCCUGUACCUGAAGCACGUGUGCCAGCCCGGCCGCAACACCAUCCAGAUCACCGUCACGGCCUGCUGCUGCUCCCACCUGUUCGUGCUGCAGCUGGUGCACCGCCCGGCCGUCCGCUCCGUGCUGCAGGGCCUCCUCAAGAAGCGGCUGCUGCCCGCCGAGCACUGCAUCACCAAGAUAAAGCGGAACUUCAGCAGCGGCACCAUCCCCGGCACCCCUGGGCCCAACGGAGAGGACGGGGUGGAGCAGACGGCCAUCAAGGUGUCCCUCAAGUGCCCCAUCACCUUCCGCCGGAUCCAGCUCCCCGCCCGCGGCCACGACUGUCGCCACAUUCAGUGCUUCGACCUGGAGUCCUACCUGCAGCUCAACUGUGAGCGGGGGACCUGGCGGUGCCCCGUGUGCAACAAGACGGCCCUGCUGGAGGGCCUGGAGGUGGACCAGUACAUGCUGGGCAUCCUCAUCUACAUUCAGAACCCCAGCCAGGGCUCCAGCUUCCUGGGACCCGGGACCUUCCCCGACUCCUUCCCGUCCACCACACCCAGCACGCCGACCCUUCCCGAGUUCACCCCAGGGCCGCCCCCCGCCUCCUACCAAUCGGACAUUCCCAGCAGCCUCCUGACCCCGGAGAAGUCCACGUCCAGCCUCCCAGGCCAGAUGGUACCUGCAGGUCACCUGGAUCCGGUUCACACCCCUGGGCCAGCCGCACUGCACACCCCCAACCUGGGAGGCCCCCCAGGCCCCCAGCUGCACCACCUGGCCUUCCACGCUGCCACAGGCGUAGUGGGGCCCCCCAUGUCUGGGGCGGGGGAGGCCCCAGAACCGUCAGCCCUGGACGUGAGUACGGUGCUGCUGGGGAGUGGGGAGCCUGGCUGGGAGCUAGUAAAAGAAACUCAAGUUCAGCAUGAAAAAAACGAGAGCAGCUCAAAGCAGAAAAUCCUGGGGACUGGGGUGCCCUCGCCACACGUGCGCUCCCCGGAGCCGGGAGCCUCCACACCUGAGGGGGUGCUGUGUGUCCCGUGUUGGCCUCGGGCAGCGUGUCACUGAUUCUUCCGCACAGACGGUGCCGGGGAGGGGUCCCCACAUCCCGCCUCCCGACCGGGCCGGGUUU